AUGCCUGACGACGACAGGGCCAAUUCAUACGACGAGCAAUCCCAGCACCCUCCCAAUCUACCACAACCACGCGACUCACUUUCGCUUUCACUUUCUCACUCUCAGGAAUCCACCGGUAGCCCACAGCGACCUUCGUAUUCACCUGUCACCCCGACCUUGUCACAGGCCAGUUUGGGUGCUCAAGACGAUGCUCCGGUAGGAUUGCCACCAUCUCAAUGGAUGGAAGAACCGGAUCCCUUGCCUCUCAGUCUGGACGAGAACCCGGACGCCAUUGCCCUACGGGCAGCCCUUUCAAUUCUGCAAAUCCAACGCCAGCAGGCUUUGCGCGAUAUGAGAGACUUGGAUAAGAUGAAAGAAGCCGCCUUGAACGAUCCAGAGCAAUUCGUCAAGGACCUAGAACAUGGCAAACUCUCGCACUCUUCACGUACUGGCAUCGAGAACCCUGAUUCAGCCUCUCCAGAAAUCGUGCCAAGUCAUCAAGACCCCUCAAAGUUCGGAACUUUCCCAGCCGCACAGAGUGUAGUUCGUGCUCCCCCUGUCGAGUGGGCCAAAUAUCACAUUGUUGGCGAACCGCUAGAUCGACUUCACGAAGUUCAGCAGCACUAUCCGGGCUUCACGGAAAGUUCACACACACCAGUGGAUGCACACCAGCCUCACGAAAUCGCAGCUCCAUAUCGGCCAUUCAUAGAUCGCAUUGAUCAGAGUCAGUCUAGCUCCAAAAGGCCAGCGUCCUGA
Molecule: messenger RNA, 735 nt
Organism: Exophiala aquamarina CBS 119918
Lineage: Eukaryota; Fungi; Ascomycota; Eurotiomycetes; Chaetothyriales; Herpotrichiellaceae
Exons: 1
Coding region: 1-735 (244 amino acids)
Source: RefSeq, a predicted model, not a curated record